Biomphalaria glabrata is the source of this 3234-nucleotide messenger RNA. RefSeq names its product E3 ubiquitin-protein ligase TRIM9-like. The record is from RefSeq and is a predicted model, not a curated record. The transcript is spliced from 8 exons. The coding region runs from base 947 to 2596 and encodes 549 amino acids. Lineage: Eukaryota; Metazoa; Mollusca; Gastropoda; Planorbidae. Gene Ontology annotation, molecular function: protein binding; zinc ion binding.
CUGGUCCUGGUCUAGGCCAGAGAGAAGAAAAGAGAGAGAGAGAGAGAGAGAGAAGAGAGUGAGGGGGGAAAGCAGAGCUUCAGACAAAAAUGACUACAUUCUGGGUUUGAGGCUUCGCUGAGCGGUGUCUCAGGGUGCUCGAGACUUGUGAGAGUAUGACGUCGAGGCUGUUGAGAGCUUGUGUCUACGCCAGCCUCUUCUUCAAUGACCAAAAGUUUGUGAGAAAUUGACUUCCUAACAGGACUAGUUCUAGUUCAGACUGGAUUAUCUGUACCUUGUGAUUUAUUAAGAGUAUCAGUUUCUUUCAUGUUGUUUUAUUUUCAAUUCGAAAUUGUGUGUGUGUAUGUAUAGGAGGAUUUUGUAUUUUUUUGUUUGAUUCCAGAGAUUAAUAAUAAUAACAUUAAUAAUAAGCUAGAAUAAUCUUGUACGCUAUAAACACAGAGGGUGUACUGACAUGAUACUAUGUUGACUUGAUUCUUGACACUACUGUGCUUCUGGAUAUUACUAUAAAUGACCAGUGUGUGCUUCCGUACUUAAAAUAAUAAUGCUAACAUUAAUUCUUUUAUUUGGAUAUAACACCAAUGCCAACUAGACAUUUUGGAUUAACUUUGGAUACAUUAGAGCUGACCUGUGUUUGAUUUGUUUGGAUUAGCCGUGAAUUCAUUGUUAUUAACCAGACGUAGGCCUACGUUUGACUGGAUAUCUGUGUAUGGAUUAGAGCUGGAUAUCUGUGCAUGGAUUAGAACUGGAUAUCUGUGCAUGGAUUAGUACUGGAUACUGUGCAUUUUGUGUGCUGAUUGAGCAUGGAUUAAUGUUGGUGCCUCAACUCCUAGCACAACUUGAGUGUUGAGAUUGUGAACGAGGACAGACAACGUUUGAGAAAGUGUUGUGCCUACGGUCAUUCGUGUCCAUUUUGACUGAACUGGUCACCCUCGAUCGCGUGACCAUGGAAGACGAACUCCGGUGUCCCGUUUGUUGUCGGUUCUACACCAAACCCGUGCUCAUGCCCUGCGCACACUCCCUGUGUGUGGCCUGCGCUUUGAGUUGCCAGGAGCCAGCCCAGAAUCUCCUGCCUCAGUCCAUGUCCUCGGCCUGCUCCGAGUCGGACAGCGGCACGGUCAUCAGUGACCACACUAGCCUGCUGGACUUCCCAGACAUAGACAAACUGAGCAUCGUGAGCGAGACCGACAGUGGGGUUGUGUGCAACAGCCGCCCUAGCAGCUAUGUCGGCACCCCCAGCGUGGCCAACAUCUUCCUGCAGAGCUUGCAGAGCUGCAGCUACGGGAUCAAGUGCACCGUCUGCGAGAGGCUCGUCUUCCUGGAUGAGAACGGCGCCCUCUCCCUGCCAACCAACCGGGUCCUGGAGGCCAUCGUUCACAAGUACCAAAAUCAGAGCAAAAAAGUGGAGAUAAAGUGCGAGCGUUGCCUGAUCGACCACCGCCCGGCAGCGGUCAUGUGUGAGCAGUGUGAGGUCUUCUUCUGCGAGCCAUGCCGAAAUCAAUGUCAUCCUUCUGAGGGCAUGUACGCGAAGCACAACCUUGUGGACCCCACUCAGGGAGACAUGAUCCUCAAGUACAAGCGUCGAAACAGCAAGGAGCACAAAUGCGGUGAGCACCCAUCGGAAUCUCUUGGAAUGUUCUGCUUGUCCUGUCGACUUCCGGUGUGCAGCGUAUGCGCAAAAGACGGCCGUCACAUGACACACGAAGUUCAGCUGCUCCCUACAAUGUGCAAGAAACAAAAGAGUGAGUUGUCUCAAAAUCUUCAAGCCCUGUCAGAAAAAGCUAAAUCUGGCACAGAAUUUAUACAAAGAUUAAAAAAGAUGGCAGACAGUGUCAGUGGUAACUGUGCCGAGUUUGAAAAGACAGUGGUCGCGCAAUGUGACGCUCUGAUUGAAGUCAUAAAACAGAGGAAAGCGGAGCUUUUGGAAAACGUGGCCGAGGAGAAAGCGCUGAAGGUCAGAACCUUGAAAGAACAAGUCUCUGAUUGUACGGCUCUACUCCAAAGGACCACAGGCCUCUUACAGUUCUGUAUAGAAGUCUUGAAAGAAAGUGAUGCUACCUCAUUUUUACAGGUGUCUUCUGGACUCAUUAGCCGAGUGGCCACAGCUGACGCCAACUUUAACAAAGAGAUGGAGCUGGCGCCCAGGGUGAGUCCGGAGUUUGAGCUGACCCUGGACAACACUCCGGCCAUCCACGCCAUUCAGAACAUGAGUUUCUUCCAAAUGAAAGAUGGUAUUAUAGCUCCUGGGGCGCCGGUGAUCAUACCCGAGGACUGUUCGUGUGAGAACAACAGCGUUACUAUCGCCUGGGCGCCCUUGAUGGGGAGCGUGGUGGAAGCCUAUACCCUGGAGUUAGAUGACGGCAAUGGGGGCGAUUUUAGGGUUGUGUACGUGGGCAGAGAGAUGAUAUGUACAGUGGACGGGCUACAUUUCAACAGCAUCUACAACGCCCGAGUCAAGGCCCACAACCAUGCCGGAGAGAGCGAGUACAGUGAGAUUAUCUCCCUGCAGACGGCAGAAGGUAGAGACGUGAGAGACCUGUCUAGCUUUGACUGGUACGAGCUGGGCGGCAUCCUCGAGAGGCUCUCCAAAGUCUGACCUAAAAACACCUAUUUUCGAUAGGUCCUUGACAAUUUUAGAUCGCGAUUAAAAAAAAAAAUAUUAGUGACUAUAUCAAAUUAAUUUUUUUUUAUUUUAUAAUUAUUUUUAUAUAUACAGAUCCAAUAGGAUGAACAUAUCAUAGGCAUUGUGACCUUUCUGACAGUGACCUUUUAUAUAUAUUUAUAUAAAUAUAUAUUUAUAAUUUAUAUGUAUCUAUUGUAGGGUUGUGAUAUAUAAUUCAAAUAGUAGAGUAGUUUAUACUUUCUUAACAUGUACACAUGUUUAAUGUUCACGUAGAGAAUUGUUCAACUUAGACAGUAACACUAACAAUACUUAGAAGAAUAUUUACAACUAAAUAUGAACAAAAUACUUACCUCCUAUAUUGAAUUAGUAAAGCCAUACUAAACAGGGGCCAAUAGAACCAACUGUAUUUCAUUUAAUGACAUAAUGAAACAUCCACAUUUCACUAAAGCAUCUGUCCAAGAUUGUUGCUAUUUACCAUAGACACUCUGUGACCAAGCCAUUAGGACUAAAUAGAUUAAUAUGUUUAGCUUUGUUAUGCUGUAUACUGUCCAACACUAUCUAGGAGAAAGGAUACGUUCCGGAAGAGUUUAUUUAUUUAUUUUGAAUUCAUU